Xyrauchen texanus (razorback sucker) is the source of this 2685-nucleotide messenger RNA. RefSeq names its product GAS2-like protein 2A. Gene Ontology annotation, cellular component: stress fiber; actin filament; microtubule plus-end. The record is from RefSeq and is a predicted model, not a curated record. Gene Ontology annotation, biological process: regulation of microtubule polymerization or depolymerization; protein localization to microtubule plus-end; actin crosslink formation. The transcript is spliced from 6 exons. Lineage: Eukaryota; Metazoa; Chordata; Actinopteri; Cypriniformes; Catostomidae. Gene Ontology annotation, molecular function: microtubule binding; cytoskeletal adaptor activity; actin filament binding.
AUGAACUCCAUCAUGUCUGGAAUUCAGCACGCAUCCAAUCAAAGCAUCAAGCCUUUCAAAACGAGUGAGGAAUAUCUGUACGCAAUGAAAGAGGACUUGGCAGAAUGGCUGGGGGACUUCUACAACAUUGACAUUCAGGUGAAUAAUAUUUUGGAGGUGUUAGAGACCGGUGCGCUCCUGUGUGCACACGCCAAUAAUGUGACGCGCGUGGCGGAUGACUUUCUGAGGAGGAUCGGACUCACUGAGGUGCAGCUGCCCGCUUCUGGGGUCACUUUUGUCAGCUCUGCCCAUCCAACUACAUUCCUGGCCCGGGAUAAUGUGACGAACUUCAUCAACUGGUGUCGAAAAGAAAUGGACAUUCCAGAUGUACUGAUGUUUGAGACAGAUGACCUUGUCCUGCGUAAGAAUGAGAAGAAUUUUGUGUUGUGCCUUCUUGAGUUGGCCAGACGGGCCUCUCGCUUCGGCAUGGCAUCCCCAGUCCUCAUCCAGAUGGAGCAGGAGAUAGAGGAGGAGAUUCGGGAGGAGAUGGAGGAGACCGUCCAGCCCAAACCUCAGAGGCGCUUGAUAAACACUCAGAACCUGGAUGAGAUGGUCCAGUACCUGAUAAGCCGCUGUACUUGUCCCACCCAGUUCCCCAUGGUGAAGGUAUCAGAGGGCAAAUACAGAGUUGGAGACUCCAACACUCUUAUAUUUGUGCGGGUCUUGAGGAAUCACAUUAUGGUGCGAGUGGGCGGUGGAUGGGAUACCCUGGAGCACUAUCUUGACAAGCAUGAUCCCUGCCGAUGCACUUCUCUCAUCCAUAAGUUGACUCAGCGUCCAGCCACUCCAGUGCAUGAGGUCAAAGAGAGGGUAACCACACCACGACCUGAUGCCCAGUGUGCUUCUCAGACCACUCUUCUGCUGAGCCGAUCUCAGUCUCCUCUUCAGCCAGUUGUCUGGACCCCUUCUGCCCCCUACAAAACUCAGAGAGCAGGACCCUCUCCCCCACACUCAUUCUACUCCCCAGUCCCUGAAUAUCAGCCAAGCCGCCGGAGAAAUAGCCUCUCUCCUAACAAAUUAAGGGAGAGACCGCAUACUCCAUCUCCUAAGCACACUGGCACUGACAGUAAAGACAGCUCGAUAACAAACUCCUCAAGUAGGAAAGGUAGAGAGGCAACAAGGAUGUCUCCAGCAUCUCGCAUCACUAGCAGUCUGCCACGGGUUACCCAUCGUCCUACCACCCCACAACCUGAGAGACAAAGUCCUCAAACUCCCCUAGCCCUUCAGAGGAUCCCUAAUCAGAUCCAACACCAGCAAGGCCCUGAGAGGAAUCUGGGUCAAACUUGGACCAAAUCACAUUUUGUUUCCAAGUUGAGACAGCAUUCCUCAGUUGGACAAGAUGCCCAGAACAGAGCACACCUUGUCCCAGACAGGCAAGAUUGUGCAAGCCCAGGAAGGGUCAUCCAGAGUUUCACACCAAUUCAGCACUCUAGUCCCCCUAGUAAUAGGCAUUUGUGCCCCAAACCUCCAAACAUCACUAUUAAUGAGCCAGAGGACAAUUGGAGUCACAAAAAAAGUCCAGAUUUCAUUUGCACAUUUUCUCUUUCUAAAGGGUUAAUUGGUGUCAUCCCAGAAGCUCAACCGGCCAGACCUAAAAUGGCAACUAAGAAAACCCAGGGAGAUGGUUUGGUGGAAUUUCCAGCUAAAAUGAAAAAUAAUGUUGGAGUAAAUGAGAAAUGCCAACCUGAGAAAGGCGGGGGUAGAUCAGUAAGCAAUAAGGUACAGUGCUUGUCCCUAGCAACACCAAACAUGGUGCAGUCCUCUCACUUAAGUAAAUCUUCUGAAAGUGUCCCUGAUUCUCAGAAGUCUAAAACAGAUUCAGGUGUUGAAGAGGGUGGGAUGGAGAGUGGUUAUCUCUUCACUCCUCCUCCUCUCAGCCCUGCUCAGGAAACCAUUCUCUACAAGAGCCUGGAAAAGGAAAUCUUGUCCAAUCUACAACAGCUAAGCAUUGAUUCAUAUGUCAACAGCAGCUCAGAUGAAAAACACUUUGAGACUCCUGACCACUGUAAAGCCUCUGUCCACAACAGAUCACCAAAUCAUGAUCAGGCACUACAUCUUUGUUCAUCUUGCACACCCAACAGUGGAAACGGGGCUAGUUUUGAUGCAGUCAUUGCCGAGCUCUCCAGUGAACAAAGGAAGAUGGAGAAGGUGUCUGUUGAAAAGUGGGUUAAUACUCUUGCUCAGGGUCUCAGAAGUAAAGUGGUGGAAGACCACACUAUCUCAUCUCACCUUAAGGUCUCCAAACCUUGUAUGACCAGUUUGAGGUCCUCCUUGGGGCCCAGCAUGGAUUCAAAGGAGACUGCUGAACAUGAGAUGUCAGUGGACAAGCGAAAUGUAGAAUCUAUGGUUAUCCAUGGCAAAGUAUCAAGUGUAGGAACUGAACAUUCAAAAAUGCAAAGGAGUUCUUCAUUCAAACAAAGGAGAUCCUUAAAGAAGCCAGAGAGAGUGCCAUCCAUCUACAAGCUGAAACUAAGACCAUGUGUGCGACCCAGACGUGACCACAGAUCUGACUGUGAACCCUCAAAGAUUCCAAAACCAGUUUUCUACCACAGAAUAAACUGCACAGAUGGUGAUUCUUAAUCCCAGAGAGGAAAUAAUUUACCACAUGGACCUUUCAGCACAGACAACUCUCGAGGAAACACUUGA